Molecule: messenger RNA, 3181 nt
Organism: Pseudoliparis swirei
Lineage: Eukaryota; Metazoa; Chordata; Actinopteri; Perciformes; Liparidae
Gene: adipor2
Product: adiponectin receptor 2
Exons: 8
Coding region: 291-1418 (375 amino acids)
Biological process (GO): adiponectin-activated signaling pathway
Cellular component (GO): plasma membrane
Molecular function (GO): signaling receptor activity
Source: RefSeq, a predicted model, not a curated record
AACACGCGAGCAGAGCGGCGACUACAACUCCGACCGACAAGCCGUGUCACGUCGCCCAGAGGACGACCUUCGUCUCCAGACACCGGGACCAGUCCUAAAGGAUCCAGAUCCAAAGACUUCAAGUUCGGUCUCCUCUGGAUUCUAUUGACGGCUUCUCUCCGUGGAGGCCGGGCCAGCGUUUCAAGCUGGACGGAGGAGAGACGAGUGGGGCCGAGGGCCCCGCCUUCGUGCUGCGACACAGAACUUCAAACCUCAUUGAACACACGACCGAUGGCGCGCCUACAAAUCCCAUGAGCCCCCGGGAGAAAGCAGACACGCCCACCUCAGGUUCUCCAACAAGUCCACUAAACGCCACAGAGUGCAGCUCACACGAUGCGAGGGUCACGGAGCGCGACGAGGAGAGGAGAAGAAAUGAAGGGGACGACGGAGGAGAGGAGGAGAAGGAGGAGGAAGAGGAAGAGAAGAGCAGUGACGAAGGUUUCAUGGGAAUGACGCCGCUGCUGCAAGCUCACCAUGCCAUGGAGAGGAUGGAGGAGUUUGUACACAAGGUGUGGGAGGGCCGGUGGCGCGUCUUGCCUCACGACGUGCUCCCCGAUUGGCUGAAGGACAACGACUUCCUGCUUCACGGCCACAGGCCGCCGAUGCCUUCGUUCCGCGCCUGCUUCAAGAGCAUCUUCAGAAUCCACACGGAGACGGGGAACAUCUGGACUCAUCUGCUCGGCUGUUUGUUCUUCCUCUGCCUGGGUCUGAUGUACAUGUUCAGGCCCAACAUGUCCUUCGUGGCGCCGCUCCAGGAGAAGGUGGUGAUCGGUAUGUUUUUCCUGGGCGCCAUCCUCUGCCUCUCCUUCUCCUGGCUCUUCCACACGGUGUACUGCCACUCCGAGGGCGUCUCCAGAGUCUUCUCCAAGCUGGACUACAGUGGGAUCGCCUUCCUCAUCAUGGGCUCCUUCGUCCCCUGGUUGUACUACUCCUUCUACUGCUCCCCCCAGCCCUGCUUCAUCUACCUGAUCGUGGUGUGCAUCCUGGGGUUGUCCGCCAUCACCGUCUCCCAGUGUGACUUCUUUGCCACGCCGCAGUACAGAGGAGUCAGAGCAGGGGUGUUUGUGGGUCUGGGUCUGAGCGGCGUGGUACCCUCCCUGCACUUUGUGAUCAGCGAGGGUCUCAUCAAAGCCACCACCAUGGGGCAGAUGGGCUGGCUGCUGCUCAUGGCCACGCUCUACAUCACGGGGGCCUGUCUGUACGCCGCGCGCAUCCCCGAGAGGUUCUUCCCUGGCAAGUGUGACAUCUGGUUCCACUCCCACCAGCUGUUCCACAUCUUGGUGGUCGCGGGAGCUUUUGUUCAUUUUCACGGCGUCUCGAACCUGCAGGAGUUUCGCCACAAGGCCGGAGGAGGCUGCGCCGAGGACGGCACUCUCUAACGCGAACCGGCGUCACUCACACACACGUUACACUGGUUCUGAUCAUACACACACACACACACACACACACUAAAUCUAAGAUACUUACACACUAAAUCUCCCCCUAAACUGAAGACCUAGGUGGGUUGUCUUGUUUCUGCGAGUGGAGGAACACGCCCCCCGGGGGCCGCCAUUCAAACUGACUGACGAGGUUGUUUUUGUCGAUCUCCCGAGAGAGAAAACAGAACCAGUUUUUUAAGACUACAGGAAAUAUUUCUGUUUGUGUGUGAGGGGGGGGGCGAAGUAUUCAAAACCUCUCUUCAAUAAUACUACAUUUUCUUCUGUGUUGAGUUCUGACAUUGAAGAGUUUAAUAGUUUGAUUUGAAAAGUAAGCUUAAUUGUGGCUUUGAAUACAUUUUGAGGUGUUUUUUGCUGACGCUGUUUUUCUAAGUCGCACUUCAGUGUUAUGAAAAUAUAAUUGAGUGGGUUUCUUCCAUGAUGAGGUUGCUGGGCGAUAUGUCGGGAACAGGGGUGGGCAAGGGGUUAAUGGGCACUGUAAAAAAAUACACACGCAAAAAAGAAGAAACAAAUGUUUUCCAUGUAAAUAAGAUUUCUACAUUUUUGGGUUAUAGAUUUGUAUGGAAUAUGUAUGAGGAAAAAAUGAAUAAACAAACACGUUGGAUGAUGAAUCGACUAAAGACGAGGAAGAGGCGCAGCGGACACUAAAACGACACGGCGGCGGGAAACGUGCAGCACAACUUCUGGUUUCACAAACGACAAAAGUGGCUGGUGUUUUUUCGCCGAUGGGAAGUAACGACCGAAGUCACUUUUCUGACCUAAAAACCUUCAAAUAGAAACGACCGCAGUCACGGAGCUGGAGAGCAGAUCUGGAAUCGGGCCUCGUGAGCAAAACUUUUGUUCUUCAAACCAAAUCCAAAGUGAGUCCUCUCGACGUGUCGCCGUCUCCUCGUGUACGAUGUCUGAUACGUCUGAAGAGAAAACGGAUUUCCAUGUCACCAAUAUACGUCGAUUGUUUUCUAAGACACGCCCGGAGCGGAUUUGUUCAAACAAAUCGAGCGCAACGUGAAAAUAUUUUUUUAUUACAAGGCCCCAGAGUCAUAUUUAUGAUUUAUUUUUGGUGCAAAACUCCAGUAUAAUUACAGUAGAGUUCAUAGUUUCCUGCUUUGGAGAGCCGUCCGAAAACUUGUUUUUCUUUUUGAUUGGAUGCAUUUGAAUUCAUCAAGUGCUGUUUUUGGUAUUAUGAUUAUUGCUUUGUUUUCUCUUUUCUACUAUUUAUCGCUAGUUUCUGGUCAUUUAGGCGAGAGCGCAGAGGCCCCUGAACGCCACGCCGCCUCUCAGCUGAAUCCGGUAACUACUUCAGGGGCACGUGAACAGCCUCGUAUUUUGGAGACCUGGCGAUUAAAACUAGGGAAACUUUUUUCUGGCAAUACCAAAUUCUCGCUCCAGCACAAUGGAAACACACGAAACGCAACAAUUCUGAGCUCAUCAUAAACUACGUUUAUGAUGGUUUGAAAUUGAGGUUUGCAUAUUUCUAUUUGAUGGCAGCUUUUUCUAAACAGGAGUUUGAACACAAUUUCUCAGUGUUUUCUCUUCUGUUCUUCACUUUCCGUUUUUAUUUGAUCUCGUUUAUUAAUUUAUUUCUCUUGGUGAGCGAACAUUGUCUGUUGACGCACACGUUCCGUUAUGAUGGGAUGAGUGUUUGAUUGCAAUAGACCUUUAUAUCUGCUGUAUUGUUCUAAUAAAAAGUUUUUUUUAAUCUGUCA